AUGGAUCUGGCAGAGCAAAAGCUCAAGGGCAGCCCUGGGGUUCAGUCAAAACAGGAGGCAGAGGAGAUUGACGCCCCCAAGAACCUGCGGGUGGGCUCGCACACAGCAACCAGCCUUGACCUUGAGUGGGACAACAGCGAAGCAGAGGUCCACGAGUACAAGGUUGUGUAUAGCACCCUGGCGGGUGAGCAGUACCACGAGCUGCUGGUCCCCAAGAGCAUCGGUCCAACCACCAGAGCCACCCUCACAGGGGGCCGGGUGUUUCCUCAUCCUCAAGACUGUGCCCAGCAUUUGAUGAACGGAGACACUCUGAGUGGGGUGUAUACCAUCUUCCUCAAUGGAGAGCUAAGCCGGAAGUUACAGGUGUACUGCGACAUGACCACCGACGGGGGUGGCUGGAUUGUGUUCCAGAGACGGCAGAACGGCCAAACGGAUUUUUUCCGGAAGUGGGCUGAGUACCGUGUCGGCUUCGGGAACCUGGAGGAUGAGUUUUGGCUGGGGCUGGACAACAUACACAGGAUCACAUCCCAGGGCCGCUACGAGCUGCGCGUGGACAUGCGGGACGGCCAGGAGGCGGCCUUCGCCUACUACGACAAGUUCUCGGUGGAGGACGGCAGAAAUCUGUACAAGCUGCGCCUAGGGGGCUACAACGGCACCGCAGGUACCCCGGCCCCUGAGCAGACGCCGGGCCGGUGGGCGGGCAGCAGGACCAGCUCCCCCCGCCCCCCGCCACGCCCCGCGGUCUAA
Messenger RNA from Leptonychotes weddellii (Weddell seal), 747 nucleotides. The record is from RefSeq and is a predicted model, not a curated record. Lineage: Eukaryota; Metazoa; Chordata; Mammalia; Carnivora; Phocidae.